Molecule: messenger RNA, 1050 nt
Organism: Mesocricetus auratus (golden hamster)
Lineage: Eukaryota; Metazoa; Chordata; Mammalia; Rodentia; Cricetidae
Gene: Mrpl36
Product: mitochondrial ribosomal protein L36
Exons: 2
Coding region: 230-535 (101 amino acids)
Biological process (GO): ribosome biogenesis; translation
Cellular component (GO): ribosome; mitochondrial large ribosomal subunit
Molecular function (GO): structural constituent of ribosome
Source: RefSeq, a predicted model, not a curated record
AGCACCCACAGCAGCAGUGCGAACCUACAGGACUCUCAAGGGAGGGCUGUAUCUCCGGAAGCACACUCCUUGGGCUUCCGCUUCCACGUGACCACACGCCAUCUUUCUUUCUGGCAGUGGCGUUCCCCGCCGCACUGCGCAGACGCGGAAGCUUCCGGUAGCCGGCGUCUGAGGUCGUGUGGGCCCGAACUCGCCGCGGGUGGCACCCUUUCCCAGGUCUGGCCUCAGCAUGGCCGCCCUGCUCGUGAGAAGCGCUGCGGCUUCGCUCAUGCGUCCGUUCCUGCACCUGAGCCGCCUCGCGGUGAAGCCCCGAGCCUUCUCAUUCCUCCUGGGGACCCUGCCAAGCACCAAACCCUGCGCAGAGGUGCGCUCACUUCUCUGGGGCCGCCCCCUGCCGCCCCUGCAGCCGUCACAGGGCUUCAAGACCAAGGGUGUCCUCAAGAAGCGCUGCAGGGACUGCUACAUGGUGAAGAGGCGUGGGCGCUGGUUCGUACUCUGUAAGACCAACCCCAGGCAUAAGCAGAGGCAAAUGUAAGGGCAAAUGCCCGUGGGAAAUUCGUCUCACCGUAGCAAAGAAAAAUAAAUGCAAGCAUUCUGGAACCUGAGAUCUGUGGGCCUUAGGGUUUUGUUGAACUCCGCUUUCCUCCCUGAGUCGUAGCCCAGUUCCUUCAAAUCUAGUCAGUCCAGAGCUGCAGAUGGAGAAGGGUUGUUACUGUUCCUGCAGCUGUGUGUUGAACUAGAGGACAGAAGAAACUGGAAUGCAAGGCUGGCCUUAUCUCUUGAGACAAGGUCUGGCUCUGUAGCCCUGGCUGACCUGAGAACCUCCUGCCUCUGCCUCCCCCGCAUUCCUUAUCAAACGCAGCAGAAUGCAAGUGCCUCCAAGAAGCCAAGUGAGCCGGAAGGUCCCUGAGGGGAGCGCUGCAGUCCUACUUUAAAAAUAAACAAUGUUGUUGAAUAGUGACUGUCCCAACCUUAUUCAAGGAAAAUCUUGUUUACAUGUAGAUGACUUUCAGAUACCAAUUAAAAAUGUUUGUCACGACUGUUCUUAAA